Messenger RNA from Mercenaria mercenaria, 855 nucleotides. RefSeq lists its product as uncharacterized. The record is from RefSeq and is a predicted model, not a curated record. NCBI's taxonomy places the organism in Eukaryota, Metazoa, Mollusca, Bivalvia, Venerida, Veneridae. The transcript has a single exon. Bases 1 to 855 code for a protein of 284 amino acids.
AUGGAACAUUGUCUGAGGCUGGACACAUGCAACAUUAGAGAUAUGGAACAUUGUCUGAGGCUGGACACAUGUAAUAAUAGAAAUAUGAAACAUUGUCUGAGGCUGGACACAUGUAAUAUUAGAGAUAUGGAACAUUGUCUGAGGCUGGACACAUGUAAUAUAAGAGAUAUGGAACAUUGUCUGUGGCUGGACACAUGUAAAAUUAGAAAUAUGGAACAUUGUCUGAGGCUGGACACAUGUAACAUUAGAGAUAUGAAACAUUGUCUAGGGCUAGACACAUGUAACAUUAGAGAUAUGGAACAUUGUCUGAGGCUGGACACAUGUAACAUUAGAGAUAUGGAACAUUGUCUGAGGCUGGACACAUGUAACGUUAGAGAUAUGGAACAUUGUCUGAGGCUGGACACAUGUAACAUUAGAAAUAUGGAACAUUGUCUGAGGAUGGACACAUGUAACGUUAGAGAUAUGGAACAUUGUCUGAGGCUAGACACAUGUAACAUUAGAGAUAUGGAACAUUGCCUGGGGCUGGACACAUGUAAUAUUAGAGAUAUGGAACAUUGUCUGAGGCUGGACACAUGUAACAUUAGAGAUAUGGAACAUUGUCUGAGGCUGGACACAUGUAGCAUUAGAGAUAUGAAACAUUGUCUGAGGCUGGACACAUGUAACAUUAGAGAUAUGGAGCAUUGCCUGGGGCUGGAUAUAUGUAACAUUAGAGAUAUGGAACAUUGCCUGGGGCUGGACACAUGUAACAUGAGAGAUAUGGGACAUUGCCUGGGGCUGGACACAUGUAACAUUAGAGAUAAUGAACAUUGUCUAAGGCUGGACACAUUAAAAUUAGACAUAUGGAACAUUGUCUGA